UGUCACUAUCAGCUGAUCGGUGACGGGCGGUGAUCUGCAGUAAGAGGAGGAGGGUGAAGCAUCAUUCCAUCCGGGCCUGUGACACGGAGCACCGGGAUCCCCUCCGGCAGUGAGAAUCCUGACGGAUCGCAGUAGAGAGCGGAGAUUCCCAUCAUUGGAACAUAACCUCUGUCCCAGCUAUUUAAGGUUCAAACAUGGAUUUCUCCAAACUACCAAAGAUCCGAGAUGAAGAGCAGGAAAGCCGGUUCGGCUACGUCCACGGUGUUUCCGGACCUGUGGUCACCGCGUCCAAUAUGGCGGGAGCUGCCAUGUAUGAGCUGGUGCGUGUGGGACACUGCGAGCUGGUGGGGGAGAUCAUCCGUCUCGAAGGGGACAUGGCUACAAUCCAAGUCUAUGAAGAGACCUCUGGCGUAUCGGUUGGAGACCCUGUACUGCGCACCGGGAAGCCUCUCUCUGUGGAGCUGGGGCCGGGCAUUAUGGGGUCCAUUUUUGAUGGUAUCCAGAGACCUCUGAAGGACAUUAGUGAUUCCUCACAGAGCAUCUAUAUUCCCAGAGGUGUAAAUGUGACGGCCCUCAACAGAGACAUCAAGUGGGACUUCAGUCCAUAUAAGAGUCUCCGGGUCGGCAGUCACAUCACCGGGGGAGACAUCUAUGGAUCAGUAUUUGAGAAUUCCCUCAUCAAACACAAGAUCAUGCUACCACCUCGCAGCCGUGGCACAGUCACCUACCUGGCACCGCCCGGGCACUACGACACAUCGGAUGUGGUCCUGGAGUUAGAGUUUGAGGGAGUCAAGGAAAAGUUCACAAUGGUCCAAGUGUGGCCGGUGAGAACCGUGCGGCCAGUGACGGAGAAGCUGCCGGCAAACCACCCACUACUGACCGGACAGAGAGUGCUGGAUUCGCUCUUCCCGUGUGUCCAAGGUGGGACCACCGCUAUUCCAGGAGCUUUCGGUUGCGGUAAAACUGUGAUCUCGCAGUCCUUGUCGAAGUACUCAAACAGUGAUGUCAUCAUCUACGUGGGAUGCGGAGAGAGAGGGAACGAGAUGUCAGAAGUGUUGCGGGACUUCCCCGAGCUGACCAUGGAGGUGGACGGGAAAACCGAGAGCAUCAUGAAGAGAACCUCUUUGGUGGCAAAUACCUCCAACAUGCCCGUGGCUGCCCGAGAGGCCUCCAUCUACACAGGAAUCACACUCUCCGAGUAUUUCAGAGACAUGGGCUACCACGUCAGCAUGAUGGCCGACUCCACCUCUCGAUGGGCUGAGGCUCUCAGAGAAAUCUCUGGGCGUCUGGCCGAAAUGCCCGCCGACAGCGGUUACCCCGCCUACCUGGGAGCCAGACUGGCCUCUUUCUAUGAGCGAGCCGGGCGAGUGAAGUGUCUGGGUAACCCAGAGAGAGAAGGCAGCGUCAGCAUCGUCGGAGCGGUGUCGCCCCCUGGUGGAGAUUUCUCUGAUCCCGUCACAUCUGCGACUCUGGGCAUUGUUCAGGUGUUCUGGGGACUGGAUAAGAAGUUGGCUCAGAGGAAGCACUUCCCCUCUGUGAACUGGCUGAUCAGCUACAGUAAGUACACCAGGGCGCUGGACGAGUACUACGACAAGCACUUCCCCGAGUUCGUCCCUCUCAGGACCAAAGCGAAGGAGAUCCUACAGGAAGAGGAGGAUCUGGCGGAGAUCGUGCAGCUGGUGGGAAAGGCUUCCCUGGCAGAGACGGAUAAGAUCACCCUGGAAGUGGCCAAACUGCUCAAGGAUGAUUUUCUGCAGCAGAAUGGAUACACCGCCUAUGACAGGUUCUGUCCUUUCUACAAGACGGUGGGCAUGCUGUACAACAUGAUCGCCUUCUAUGACAUGGCUCGCCGCGCUGUAGAGACCACCGCCCAGAGCGACAACAAGAUCACAUGGUCUAUAAUCAGGGAGCACAUGGGGGAGAUCCUGUACAGGCUGACUUCCAUGAAAUUCAAGGAUCCGGUGAAAGAAGGGGAAGCCAAGAUUAAGGCCGAUUACACCCAGUUGUUGGAAGACAUGCAGAACUCCUUCCGUAGCCUAGAGGACUAGGAGCCAUCUCCACCACCACCACAUCUCCAGCAGCUCAUCAUCUCGGACCUCCAGCUCCAUCACGAUGGGGGGCUCCUGUACUUCUACUAUACAAAUCUGUUCACCCCUUCCAUGUUUAGUAGGUCCCGGCGACCGUCCCAGUGUUUUGGCCACCUGUGUGUAGAUAUUAUCCCAUUGGUGUGGUGAAUGUAGUCCGGGAAAGUCUGAUCUAUGGGAGAAAGAUGUUGCUGCCUGUUACCCCUGCAUUAAUGCUCUGACGGCUACAGGCCAGGUUCCCAGUGCAGUCCUGAGAUUAGUUGUCUAGCCCUUUCCCUAGAUUGCUCGCUUAUAAUUACCGACCUUGAAGGUUCCUGAUUGAUCUAGAACAUCUCAUGUAUGAGAGCUGCCUCGCACAUUCCAACGUUGUCUAGUGUCCUGUCUGUGUAAUUCUGCCUGUAUCAUCCGAGGUAAGCCACCUGCAGCUCUCCAUAUGAAUCGGCGUGCUGGGACUUGUAGUUCACACGUUGGGGAGCCACAGAUUGCCUACCUCUGCUAUCUAGUUAUGUCCCUGUGAUUUCAGUAAUCUGAGCCAGACUGCACAACCUAGGAGCUUACUAUUACCGCUUACGUCCUACUGUGUGCACCACGUAACCUUCUCUGAAGUUAUUGUAUAGUUAUAGACAGGACGCUGGUGUUAUGUUCUACCUACAACCGCUUCACUGUAACCUGCCACCCUGACAAUCUUUCCUUUUUCCCGGACGGUAUUGCAGGAUUUCUUAUUCCUUAUGAGAUAUUACUUGAAAACUCCGCAUAGAGAUGUGCAGCGUCACUGUGACGCAUUGCGUUCUGUAACGGUUUGUGGCGCUAGUGAUUAGCUGCUGUCCGUCAGCUUUGGCACUGGAGAUGUGUUGCAGUCUGCACUCUCAAUGAAGACCUAAUUAACAUUCACUUAGGGCUUUAUUAGACAGGUUAAAGUUCCAGUCACACACAAUGGACAGACCCAUGUCCGUCAUUCACCGUCGUAUCCAGCACUCCAGGCUGAUGGGUAAUUACUAGAUGAAUAAUUUGGUACCUGUGUGUCAUAAUUGUAGCAGCCCCAGUCCGUUACACUCAGCGACGCACAGUUACUGAGCAAACCCAAGAGUCUGCAUUUUGAUUUGAGAGAUAGUCACUAUUUAGAGAAGAGCAGCUGAUAUAUAAGGGUGGCGGCUAUUGAUCAGGGGUUUAUAUUGUCUGUAGGCGCCGAGAACGAGCGUUUGGCACAGUGAUUACAAGGAGCUAGGCAGAUUUGUCCAGGGUCUCUUCCCCCACCUCCCCCGAGCGUCAUCACUUAAAUGAUGAUGAAUUCACUGUAUAAACCCAUUUCCCUGCGUUUGCCCAUUUGUAGUCUGUCAUCAUUUCUCUUCGUCUUGUAAAAUCCACAAUCCUAAAGCGAGAUGUUUCUAAAAACCCUGCAGGGGUUUCCGCGAACUACAUUCAGAUGUGUAAAGAAGACAACCUUGUGUAUUUAUUGUACUGCCCCCGGCCUCCCUGCAGGGGGCGCCGGUAUAAGCAGCUUCUGGUUCUUUUCUCUCUGUUUUGGUGUUUUUUAUUGUAAGUGUUGCGCCUCUGUUCACUGUAUCAUUGGUUUUUUUUCUCAAGCUGUAAAAGUUAUAAAAGAGAUAUAAGAAAGGAAAAGCACUCUGAUUUUAAGACUUGAAAUUUGUGUUCUUAAAAUGGAGAAUAAAAUAUGAAUUUAAAUGUA
Molecule: messenger RNA, 3771 nt
Organism: Pseudophryne corroboree (corroboree frog)
Lineage: Eukaryota; Metazoa; Chordata; Amphibia; Anura; Myobatrachidae
Gene: ATP6V1A
Product: ATPase H+ transporting V1 subunit A
Exons: 17
Coding region: 195-2048 (617 amino acids)
Biological process (GO): proton transmembrane transport; ATP metabolic process
Cellular component (GO): lysosomal membrane; proton-transporting V-type ATPase, V1 domain
Molecular function (GO): proton-transporting ATPase activity, rotational mechanism; ATP binding; ATP hydrolysis activity
Source: RefSeq, a predicted model, not a curated record